This is a messenger RNA of Osmia lignaria (orchard mason bee), 420 nucleotides long. RefSeq names its product DNA-directed RNA polymerases I, II, and III subunit Rpb12 (gene Rpb12). Gene Ontology annotation, cellular component: RNA polymerase I complex; RNA polymerase II, core complex; RNA polymerase III complex. The record is from RefSeq and is a predicted model, not a curated record. Gene Ontology annotation, biological process: DNA-templated transcription. Gene Ontology annotation, molecular function: zinc ion binding; DNA binding. NCBI's taxonomy places the organism in Eukaryota, Metazoa, Arthropoda, Insecta, Hymenoptera, Megachilidae.
UGUACUCCCUGGGUUGUGUUCACAUGAUUAACGAAAUUUACAUCACUUUACACGUGUGAGCGUUAUAAACAUUGCAUGGGGUUUAAAAGUAUCUUGUAACUGUAUUUGAAAAGUUAUUUAAAAUGGAAUCCAAUAAAUCAGAUUCAACUCCAAAACAGGCUAUGGUAUAUAUUUGUGGAGAGUGUCAUCAUGAUAAUGAAAUACGACCUAGAGACCCAAUUCGAUGUAGAGAAUGUGGAUACAGAAUUAUGUACAAAAAACGCACAAAGAGACUUGUUGUAUUUGAUGCAAGAUAAGUUUAUUUAAUAUAGCAUUAAUGGAACCAAUAGAUUAAGGGAAUGUUGUGAUAUUGUACAAUAUUUAAACCUUUGUAUAAUUUUCCCCACUUUAGAAAUAAUAAAUGGGUGAAUUUUGAAAGAA